Molecule: messenger RNA, 3645 nt
Organism: Orbilia oligospora ATCC 24927
Lineage: Eukaryota; Fungi; Ascomycota; Orbiliomycetes; Orbiliales; Orbiliaceae
Exons: 4
Coding region: 1-3645 (1214 amino acids)
Biological process (GO): transmembrane transport
Cellular component (GO): membrane
Molecular function (GO): ABC-type transporter activity; ATP binding; ATP hydrolysis activity
Source: RefSeq, a predicted model, not a curated record
AUGGCAAAGGAACUGGAAUGGUUUGAUAAUACGGAACAUGAAAUUUUAAGAGUUGCGAAUCGGUGCCAUACUCAAAUUACCGAGUUUCAACUCGCGGCUUCGCAGCCUUUGGGGUUAUUACUCCAAGCGGCCGUAUCCGCUGUUGCAUGUCUUAUCAUAGCAUUCUAUUUUUCGUGGCAUUUAACCUUGAUAUGCUUAGCUGGUAUGCCGGUGGCGGCUCUCGCCGUCGCCUUCUUUUCGAACGGGAUGGAAAAUGGUAUUGGUCAACAAUCACUAGCACUCGGUUCUGCCGCUCAGAGCAUCUCUCGCGCGGUAAAGGGUAUCGACACCGUUAAAUACUUCAAUGGUCAGGAAAUGGAAAUAAGCCUUUAUGGGACCGCUGUUAAAGCUGCAGGGUUAGCGUACAAUAGAAUCGCCAAGUACGCUGCCUUUCAGAAUGCCAUAUUGCGGUUUCUCACCCUUAUGGUUUUCGUGCAAGGAUUUUGGUAUGCUACGACACUGGUAACAAUAACAACAACGUUUCAAGAGUAUUCUGGGUAUAUGACUGCUUUCUGGGCGUGCCUUAUUGCGGGACAACAGAUUGAAACUAUAUUCCCGUUAGUUAUUGUGUUGGAGAAAGGGAAGUAUGCGGCGUCAAAUUUACGAAGAUUGACGAUGGUAGAUGUUGAAUUCGACUUAGCGAGGAGAAGAGCUGGGGUUUCACCUAGGAAGUGCAACGGAUUUAUUGCAUUUCAAGAUGUUAGAUUUCACUACCCGUCUCGUAGAGACGUCGCUAGUCUUAAUGGACUAUCGAUGUUUGUGAACGCAGGCGAGACUGUAUUCAUCGUAGGAAAAUCCGGUUGCGGCAAGAGCACUCUUGCAAACCUCCUUCUUACCGUCUGGAAACAUAACUCCGGCAGCAUCCUCAUUGACGAGAAUCCUUUGGAGAAGCUCGACCGCAAAUGGAUCCAUGACAACGUAACUUAUGUUCCCCAACGACCGGCUUUAUUCAAUGAAUCUAUCUCUCGCAAUAUUCGCUUCGGAAAGGCAAAUACAGACAACCUAACUCAUAAGGAUAUUUGGCGCGUCUGUGACGAUGUCUUCCUUACUGAAGUAAUCACGGGUCUACCCAAUGGUCUUCGUACGAAACUCAGAUCAGGAGGUACAAAUCUCUCUGGCGGUCAAAGGCAACGGAUCUCUCUUGCCCGCGCUCGGCUCCGUGACACCCCUAUCAUGAUCUUGGACGAACCCACUACAGGACUUGAUGAAGCUACUAAGGUACUCGUCAUGAAUACUCUCCGAGAGUGGCGUAAAGACAAGACGACGAUCAUUAUCACACAUAAUCUGUCUGAUAUUCGACCGAACGACUGGGUCUAUGUCAUGGAUGCUGGGAGGGUUGUACAAGUAGGUGAAAGGAGAACUUUAGAGGCACUCUAUCAAGGGCCCUUUGCAGAUCUUCUAAAGAAUGUGGAAACUCCAUACGAAGAAUCCAUUCCGCCAGAAUCCUGCUACGAAGAGUCGUUGAUAGACUGCUAUAUGGAUGACCCCGAGAAAGAAAACCAAUGUCCAAAUAGAACCACGAUUCUACCGUUUGUAGAAAAUUCUAUUAACGCAUUCAGACAAUCACUCGCCCCGAGAGCUCAUAAAUCCUUCAAUCCGUCCAGGGUGACCUUCCAGAAUCAUAGAGCUACUACAGCGCCGCCGCCGGUCCCCAGCCGUUCUCAAACUAUCAAGCGCGCGACAAGUCAAUCUCGCAAACGGCCCCGACGAACCCGUCAAAGCAUGGAAGAAAUACCCCCAAAACCAGAAUGCAAGUCGACUAUGAUAAAAGGCCAACAAGGACUCCGUCACAUAUUCUCUACAAUUGGCCCACAUACCAACUGGUCAGAUAAACUUGGUAUCGCCAUCGGUCUCUUAUGUUGCAUAGUCUCUGCUGCCGCAACUCCGGCCUUCUCUUUCGCGCUGGCUCGCCUGGUUUACAUCUUCUUUACGGAUCUUUCUGGUACAGGGACCAAAGCUGCGUUUUGGGCAUUAGUGAUUACCGGCAUAGCCUUACUCGACGCCGCCACUUCUUCUCUACAACUUUUCUUACUCGAAAAGUCGGCCCAACGCUGGAUUGAUUCCGUAAGGAUCAGGGCAUACGGAUUGGUUAUGAGCCAGGCAAGAUCAUGGUUCGAUGUCGACAAAAACAAGAUUAGCCGGAUAGCCCAGGACUUAGAAGGAAACGCUGAAGAGAUGAGGAAUUUGCUCGGGCGGCAGCUGGGAUUCGCGGUUGGUGCGUUAACGAUAUUAGGAAUUGGUGUCGGCUGGAGCUUUACGCAAGAUGUACAGCUUACGGCUGUCGGACUUGUCGCAAUACCUAUAUUAUUACUCGUUCUGAGAGUAUUUUCAUGGGUAACUGAACGGUGCGAGGAGAGAUGUAAUGGAGAGUCUGAACAGCUGGCUAUCUUUCUGAGAGAUAUGUUGGAUAAUAUAGUGGCUGUGAGGACUUUAUCAUUGAAGGGGUACUUUGAUCAUAAACACCAUCGACUCUUGAGGAGAAGCCUAAGUGCGGGAAGGAAACGCGCGGUGUGUACGGGUUUAACGGUGGGGUUGAGUGACACCGGAGUGUUUCUAGCAACUGCAUUGCUAUUCUGGUACGGCGCUCGUCUUAUCGUUCAAAAUGGCCUAGCACUCGAGAAAGCACUCACAGUAUUUUCUAUGCUUCUCUUCAGUCUUUCCAAUAGCGCAGCAACUUUGCGGAUAGUCCCCCAAGUUUCUGCAAGUAAAGACUAUGCACGCCGAGUUCUUCGACUCCUCGAGUUAAAAUCCAUCAGUCACGAAAACCAAGGCUCUCGCAAAAUAGAUCUAGAUGGAUCCUUGAUCAUUCGCGAUGUCUCAUUUUCGUAUCCAUCAAGAAGACGAGCGACAGUUUUAAGGGGUAUUAAUUUACAGAUCAAUCCCGGAGAGUUUAUCGCUAUUGUUGGUAGCUCUGGAUCAGGAAAGAGUACUCUGGUAUCCUUGAUGGAGAGGUUAUAUUCCCCCAGCUCGGGUGAAGUCAUCUUCUCUGGAUAUCAAUCUUCAGACCUCGAUAUCGGACACUUAAGAAGACAGAUAGCGAUAGUUCCACAGAACCCAUACCUAUUCCCAGCUUCUGUCCGAGAAAAUAUUCUAUACGGUUCGAACGAGCAUUAUAAACUCUCGGGAAGCAUGCACGGCGAACGUGGCCCACAAAUCCAGCAAAUAAUCAAUGCUGCAAACGCAGCCGGCCUUGGGGAGUGGAUCAAUGGAUUAAAACACGGAUAUGACACCUUACUCAAUAUGGGAGAUGAGAGUCUAUCAGGAGGGCAACUACAGAAAAUCGCAAUUGCGAGAGCCUUAGUUCGUGAUCCGAGGAUUUUGAUAUUGGACCAAGCUACAGCUGGGUUGGAUGCUGCUAGUUCAUCUACGGUAUUAGAUUCGGUGUGGAGUUUGAAAAAUAAAGGAGUUAGUGGUGGAUGGAGAGGAUGGGGUACUACAGUAAUUAUGGUGACGCAUAAGACGGAUAUGAUGAGGAUGGCGGAUAGAGUUGUGGUUUUGGAAGAAGGGAGGGUAGUCGAUGAGGGUAACUUUACGGAUUUGAUUACCCGGAGUGAGAGUUUUAGACGGUUAUUAAAGAAACAAGAGGAGGAAGAUAAUUUUGUAUAG